CGCCUAUCUUCUCUUUUUCCUGAAAAGUCGCCAGGGAGAAUCCAGGUCUGAAUCCCCGGCGCUGGAAGAGGGGGACACCGUGGAUCCACUCGACCCUCAGUGCCGUGCUCAACUUGCUAGGCGUUGUCCUCGGGACGCUCAAGAUUAGGCCCAUUCUUUGAAACCAGACUCUUCUCCUGUCCAUGGGUCUCCCGAAUCCUAGAGCCUCCCUCCAAGACCCUAGAAUCCCUCUAGAGCCUUUGAUUCUUGUAUGGCCUCCAAAGUGACAAAAGUUGUCCUAAGUGGUGGCCACAGUGAGAAGCAAGGCAGGAAGCCUGAAGUGGACUUCAUUGACCUGACAUUAUCCAAGACUCAACGAAAGACUCCAACAGUUAUUCACAAACAUUAUCAAAUUCAUCGAAUUCGCUAUUUUUAUAUGAGAAAAAUCAAAUUUACUCAACAGAAUUACCAUGACAGACUCUCCCAGAUUCUGACGGAUUUCCCCAAAUUGGAUGAUAUCCAUCCAUUUUACGCUGACUUGAUGAAUAUUCUCUAUGACAAGGAUCAUUACAAAUUGGCUCUAGGUCAAAUAAACAUUGCGAAAAAUUUGGUGGACAAUGUUGCUAAAGAUUAUGUGCGGCUAAUGAAAUACGGUGACUCGAUGUACCGCUGCAAGCAGCUGAAGCGCGCUGCCCUUGGACGCAUGUGUACUAUUAUCAAGAGGCAGAGGCAGAGUUUGGAGUAUUUGGAACAAGUUCGUCAACAUUUGUCCCGCUUGCCAACCAUUGAUCCAAAUACAAGGACUCUGCUUUUGUGUGGGUAUCCAAAUGUCGGGAAAUCCAGCUUCAUCAAUAAGGUGACAAGAGCAGAUGUGGACGUUCAGCCCUAUGCAUUUACCACCAAAUCUCUGUUUGUUGGGCACAUGGAUUAUAAGUAUCUGCGUUGGCAGGUUGUAGAUACCCCAGGGAUUUUGGAUCAUCCUUUGGAGGAUCGAAACACCAUUGAAAUGCAGGCUAUCACAGCCCUGGCCCACCUCCGAGCUGCAGUUCUGUAUGUGAUGGAUUUGUCUGAGCAGUGUGGACAUGGCUUGAAAGAACAAUUAGAACUCUUCCAGAAUAUCAGACCUCUGUUUAUCAACAAGCCUCUUAUUGUUGUAGCAAACAAAUGUGACGUGAAAAGAAUAGCUGAACUUUCUGAAGAAGAUCAGAAAAUAUUUAUAGACUUGCAGGCCGAAGGGUUCCCUGUCAUUGAGACCAGCACCCUGACUGAGGAAGGUGUCAUUCAAGUUAAAACAGAGGCUUGUGAUAGGCUUUUGGCUCAUCGAGUAGAAAUGAAAAUGAAAGGAAAUAAAGUGAAUGGAGUUCUGAACAGAUUGCAUUUAGCUAUGCCAAACAAGAGAGAUGAUAAGGAGAGACCCCCUUUCAUCCCGGAAGGAGUGGUGGCUCGAAGGAAAAGAAUGGAGAUUACAGAGUCCAAAAGGAAGAGGGAACGAGAUCUUGAGCUGGAAAUGGGAGAUGAUUAUAUUUUGGAUCUUCAGAAAAACUGGGACUUAAUGAAUUCAUCUGAGAAAUACGAUAAGAUACCAGAGAUUUGGGAAGGCCAUAACGUUGCUGAUUAUAUCGAUCCUGCUAUCCUGAAGAAAUUGGAAGAAUUAGAAAAAGAAGAACAGCUCAGAACAGCUGCUGGAGAGUAUGACAGUGACUCUGAAAGUGAAGAUGAAGAAAUGAUGGAAAUCCGACAGCUGGCAAAACAAAUUAGAGAAAAAAAGAAGUUGAAAAUUCUACAGUCCAAAGAAAAGAAUACACAGGGACCUCGGAUGCCCCGAACUGCUAAGAAGGUUAAACGGGAAGAUUUGGAGAAUGAGAUGCGUAGUCUUGGUGUUGACAUGGAUGAUAAAGACAAUGCCCACUAUGCCGUCCAGGCAAGACAAUCUCGGAGUGUCACUAGGAAAAGAAAACGAGAAGAAUCUGUUCCACCCUCUUCCAUAGCUCGGAGUCGGAGUUGCUCUCGAACUCCACGAGAUGUUUCUGGUCUUCGGGAUGUCAAGAUGGUGAAGAAAGCCAAGACUAUGAUGAAGAAAGCUCAGAAGAAGAUGAAUCGCUUGGGGAAGAAAGGGGAAGCUGAUAGACAUGUGUUUGAUAUGAAGCCCAAGCACUUACUCUCUGGGAAGAGGAAAGCUGGUAAAAAGGACAGGAGAUAGUGUCCUCUUCAGUUGGCAUAGUUUGACUAGACUCUUGCUGUUUUUGGCUGUGGAGUAGUAUGUUUUCUAAAAUUUGGAAAUCACCUCUGUUAAACAAAAGAAACAAUGAAAUGACAUUAAACUUCUUAUUGCUUUGCUGACAACUGGUGAACCAGGCGAGCAGCGUUGGUGUCACUGCACAGUUCAGAUGUUGAAGAACAGAGCAUUCUAUACUUGAUGAUAUGAAUGUUUCACAUCUGCAUAACUAAUUUUGCAGAAAAGAUUUAUUGAUGUAAGUAGGGUACUUUUGGUGUGGGGGGGGCUGCUUUGUAGUGGAACUUCGUUUUGUUACCCAACCUACUGAUUUUGGUUAAAAAAGCAUCUGCUGGGAGGUGUAGGCAGAAGGCUACCCUCAUUUUUGAGGGCCUGGGCACAAGCACAUUUAAAGUACUCUCUUAAAUUAUUUUUUAGACCUGUAGUACUUUGUCUCAUUGUAACUUCAACCAUUUUAUCCAAAAUAAACCUCCAGCAAAAACAUAUUUUUGCUUAUUUACAUUUUUUUAUUUAGUUUAAUUAACAAGUUGCUAUUGAUGGCAAAUGAAAAAAGAUAGGACUUUUUUUUUGUUUUGUUUUGUUCUUAAAGCAAGAAUACUUUUUUAAGAAAAAUAAAUGCCUAAGAUACAGGCUCACAUCCAAAAAUAAAUGGCUUUCAUGAACUAUUGCUGAAUUACAAGAAAGAAUGGAGUAAGCGUAAACAAAAGAUUGGUGUCCUGAAAGGCACAAGAAUAAUGCUGCGAGGACUCUCUGUGUAGCAGGAACUACACCCCUCUUCACAAAUUAGAAGAUAGUCUUCCAGCUGUCUGUGCCUCCUGUCAAAACGCAGUGAGGGGGUUAUACACGUACAAACACACUGUCAGAACAUUGUGCAGUCUGUUGAGACUUCAGUUUUUAAGAUUGGCUUUUUAAUGUUUUAGUUCUCUGAUGAGAUUUGAUGUCUUGAUUUAUUUUUUUAAUGUCUAGAUGAUUGCUAACUUAAAGUCUAUAGCCAAGGCUACGAAGAGAAACCAAACAAAACCAAACCAAACAAAAAACUCCUUAAAGUUUGUAAUCAUUGCUAUGGCUAAUAAUUUGAUUAAGUCAUAGAAUUGUAUAUUUUAACAUGGUAGACAUUCUAGACCAGGUGUUUGGUUUUUUUUUCCCCCUUAAAGGGUCUUGCUUUUAUUUUUUUAAGUUUCUGAGACAUUAGUGAGAAAGGGUAGAGAGACAGAAAAAAUUAAAGGGAUGAGAAAAACAAGACUCAGUUACAGUCUAGUUUGUAUUUUCUGUUGGCAAAAGUCAGGAAAAUUCAACACAAAUUAUGAAACCAAGAUUGUUGACAUACAUAAUACUAGUUUUUCUAAAGGCAUCUCAAAACAGUGCUGUUCAAAACAAAAGAAGUAAGCAUUUUUAGGGACAGAACGUGACAUUGAACUUAACAGUGUUAGCAAUCUACUCCCAUCACUGUUUGAAAUAGAAAGGACAGGCUGUGAAUGUUGGUUUGGUGGGUAGGCACUGAAAUAUCUUUCUGUUGACCAGGUCCUUUAGCAAUGCUGGUUACUGUCAGGGGGAUCUGGACUAUGUUGCAGGUUCAGCAGCAACUCCUUUAGAGAAACUCUAAAUAGUCUAAACAAGAAAAAUUUUAGAGGACUCAUUCUUAAUUUAAGCAUACUACAAAGUAAUAGUAAUGACAUUGUGAUACUGUCAAAAAGACAGCCUUACAGAUUGAUGGAACAAGGUAGACAACUCAGAAAUAAUUAUCCUAAACAAUGUACCAGAACUAAGAGUAGGGAAAGGACUGUUUCUCCGUCAGCCUCUUUGGGAAAUGUUAAUAUGUAUAGGCAAAAGUCAAACCCUGUCUUUUACCACAUUAGAAACAUACACCUAAAAAAAAAAAAAAAAAGAAACGUACACCUUUAAAAA
Molecule: messenger RNA, 4117 nt
Organism: Meriones unguiculatus (Mongolian gerbil)
Lineage: Eukaryota; Metazoa; Chordata; Mammalia; Rodentia; Muridae
Gene: Gtpbp4
Product: GTP binding protein 4
Exons: 17
Coding region: 251-2179 (642 amino acids)
Biological process (GO): ribosomal large subunit biogenesis
Cellular component (GO): nucleolus
Molecular function (GO): GTP binding; GTPase activity; RNA binding
Source: RefSeq, a predicted model, not a curated record